AUGGUGCGGGAACUUCGGGCUGGGGAUGAGAUUAUGCGAAAAGUUUUACUAUUCGGAGCAACAACGUUGAGCCAACAAACUAGCCAAUCCACAGCUUCAUCUCCAGCAGUGACCCAACAAACCACUAGUUCAACCAGCCAACCCACAGCUUUAUCUUCAGCACUGACCCAACAAACCACUAGUUCAACUAGCCAACCCACAGCUUCAUCUUCAGCACUGACCCAACAAACCACUAGUUCAACAAGCCAACCCACAGCUUCAUCUUCAGCACUGACCCAACAAACCACUAGUUCAACUAGCCAAUCCACAGCUUCAUCUCCAGUGACGCAACAGACCACUAGUUCAACCAGCCAAUCCACGGCUUUAUCUCCAGCACUGACCCAACAAAUUACUAGUUCAACUAGCCAAUCCUCAGCUUCAUCUCCAGCACUGACCCAACAAAGCACUAGUUCAACCAGCCAACCCACAGCUUUAUCUCCAGCACUGACCCAACAAAUUACUAGUUCAACUAGCCAAUCCUCAGCUUCAUCUCCAGUGACGCAACAGACCACUAGUUCAACUAGCCAACCCACGGCUUCAUCUCCAGCACUGACCCAACAAACCACUAGUUCAACUAGCCAACCCACAGCUUCAUCUUCAGCACUGACCCAACAAACCACUAGUUCAACUAGCCAAUCCACGGCUUCAUCUCCAGCACCGACCCAACAAAGCACUAGUUCAACUAGCCAAUCCACGGCUUCAUCUCCAGCACUGACCCAACAAACCACUAGUUCAACUAGCCAAUCCACGGCUUCAUCUCCAGCACUGACCCAACAAAGCACUAGUUCAACUAGCCAACCCACAGCUUUAUCUCCAGCACUGACCCAACAAAUUACUAGUUCAACUAGCCAAUCCUCAGCUUCAUCUCCAGCAGUGACCCAACAAACCACUAGUUCAACCAGCCAACCCACAGCUUUAUCUUCAGCACUGACCCAACAAACCACUAGUUCAACUAGCCAACCCACAGCUUCAUCUUCAGCACUGACCCAACAAACCACUAGUUCAACAAGCCAACCCACAGCUUCAUCUUCAGCACUGACCCAACAAACCACUAGUUCAACUAGCCAAUCCACAGCUUCAUCUCCAGUGACGCAACAGACCACUAGUUCAACCAGCCAAUCCACGGCUUUAUCUCCAGCACUGACCCAACAAAUUACUAGUUCAACUAGCCAAUCCUCAGCUUCAUCUCCAGCACUGACCCAACAAAGCACUAGUUCAACCAGCCAACCCACAGCUUUAUCUCCAGCACUGACCCAACAAAUUACUAGUUCAACUAGCCAAUCCUCAGCUUCAUCUCCAGUGACGCAACAGACCACUAGUUCAACUAGCCAACCCACGGCUUCAUCUCUAGCACUGACCCAACAAACCACUAGUUCAACUAGCCAACCCACAGCUUCAUCUUCAGCACUGACCCAACAAACCACUAGUUCAACUAGCCAAUCCACGGCUUCAUCUCCAGCACUGACCCAACAAAGCACUAGUUCAACUAGCCAAUCCACGGCUUCAUCUCCAGCACUGACCCAACAAACCACUAGUUCAACUAGCCAAUCCACGGCUUCAUCUCCAGCACUGACCCAACAAAGCACUAGUUCAACUAGCCAACCCACAGCUUUAUCUCCAGCACUGACCCAACAAAUUACUAGUUCAAGUAGCCAAUCCUCAGCUUCAUCUCCAGUACUGACCCAACAAACCACUAGUUCAACUAGCCAAUCCACGGCUUCAUCUCCAGCACUGACCCAACAAACCACUAGUUCAACUAGCCAACCCACAGCUUCAUCUUCAGCACUGACCCAACAAACCACUAGUUCAACUAGCCAACCCACAGCUUCAUCUCCAGCACUGACCCAACAAACCACUAGUUCAACUAGUCAAUCCACGGCUACAUCUCCAAUGACCCAACAAACCACUAGUUCAACUAGCCGGUCCACAGCUUCAUCUCCAAUGACCCAACAAACCACUAGUUCAACUAGCAAAUCCACAGCUUCAUCUCCAGCACUGAUCCAACAAACCACUAGUUCAACUAGCCAAUCCACAGCUUCAUCUCCAGCACUGAUCCAACAAACCACUAGUUCAACUAGCCAGUCCACAGCUUCAUCUCCAGCACUGACUCAACAAACCACUAGACCAACUAGCCAACCCAAUGCUCCAUCUUCAAUGACCCAACAAUCCACCAUUUCAACUAGCCAACCCAAUGCUCCAUCUUCAAUGACCCAGCAAUCCACCAUUUCAACUAGCCAAUCCACAACUUUAGCAACUGACUCAUCAAUCCAAGAAACCACUACACCAUUGAUUUUUACUGCGUGUGGAGAAGAAGUCAAUUCCUAUGAGGCGGCAUUGCGAUGCAGUUCCAGCAAUUUCUUUGAUAACAUGGAAAGUCCCAGUGAAACCGAUGCUCUAACAGACAGUCAGGAAAGGGAACUAACGCAAAUUAUAAAAAGCGUUUCGUCCUUGUCUUCUGAGCAGCUGACGACGAACGAGACGACUGCAGUGGCCCAGCUUGUCCUCGCAGCAUUUUCGGAGCUGACCAAUCCAAAGCAAGACUUGUCAACCGAAGAAGAACUAUCAGUUGUGGCUGAGACAGAAGUUGCUCUUGAAAAGUUGGCCGAAACACUUCCCGACGGGAGUUGUACGUCGAUUGAAUAUUCGGCAAACAAUGCCGCACUUUGCCGCUCUUCAUCGUUGCAAAACCUGACUGGUGGGUACAAGUUCAAUACUGACGGGGCUCAGCUUGGGAGUUUGAACUUUGACCUCUCGCAGGCAGAUCCUGAUGCUGAAACUUUCAAUCGUCAAGUCACGACGACUCGAUCAAACACAGCUCAGUUGGAGUGA
Asterias rubens (European starfish) is the source of this 2868-nucleotide messenger RNA. RefSeq names its product mucin-5AC-like. The record is from RefSeq and is a predicted model, not a curated record. The transcript is spliced from 8 exons. The coding region runs from base 1 to 2868 and encodes 955 amino acids. Lineage: Eukaryota; Metazoa; Echinodermata; Asteroidea; Forcipulatida; Asteriidae.